AUGACGAAAUCUUCUAGUGAGGAGGCCCUGCAAAACAUCAUUACGCAGUACAAAUGUCCGCCGCUAUGUAGGAAGACUGCAGUAGAACGCUUUCAGGCGGCACUACAACCUGCACCGUCCCCGGCACUCAAAGAUGUGUCGCAAGGUGGCACAUGGAGUCCGGAGGGCUGCGUUGCUAGACAACGGAUUGCAAUCACCAUACCUUUUCGUGACAGGCAGAAGCAUUUGGACAUUUUAGUUUAUAAUCUAGUACCGGUAUUGAAACGACAAGAAGUGGCCUUCGGAGUAUUUGUAGUAGAACAGUUUGGGAACAGCACCUUCAACAAAGGUCGGCUUAUGAACAUCGGGUUUACGGAAGCGCGGAAGUACGAUGAGUUUGACUGCUUCAUCUUCCACGACAUCGAUCUGAUACCGGAAGACGACAGGAAUAUGUACACGUGCUCGGAGAAGCCUCGUCAUAUGUCCCCGGCCGUGGAUGUUUUGAGUUACACAUCGCCGUACAUGGCGCUGGUGGGAGGGGUGCUCAGCAUCAAAGCAGAACAUUUUUUCAAGAUCAACGGAUAUUCGAACAUUUACUGGGGCUGGGGCGCUGAGGAUGACGAUAUGUUUUACAAACUGUCAGCCUCGAAGAUAACUGUUUUACGGCCUCCAUUCACUAUUGGACGGUAUAAAAUGAUUAAAUACGACAGAAAAGAUGUUUCCCCAAUCAGAUUGUACUUUUAGAAAUCAGCGCAAACGCGUUACUUAAAAGACCGCCUCAAUACUUUGGAGUACAGAUUGGUUGAAACACGGCUUGAGAAGUUGUGGACACGUAUAUAAGCGAAUGUGGGUGAUCCCCCGAAGAAUCAGACUGAAUAUCCAAUUGCGGAUGAGGGUGAUCCGCCGAAGAAUCAGAUCUAUUAUUCAAAAGCGGAUGUUGGUGAUCCGCCGAAGAAUCAGACUGAAAAUCCAAUACCGGAUGUGGAUGAUCCCCCGAAAAACCAGACUGAAUAUUCAAAAGCGGAUGUGGGUAAUCCGCCGAAGAAUCAGACUGAAUAUCCAAAAGCGGAUGUGGAUGAUCCGCCGAAGAAUCAGACUGAAUAUUCAAUAGCGGAUGUGGGUAAUCUGCCGAAGAAUCAGACUAAAUAUCCUUUUUCAUUACAUGAAGGAAAUAGUUCAAAAUACCAUUUUAUAUAUUAACGAAAAUGUUCAAACGUUGCAAUUAUUUCAUGAAUAUUUAUACAUAUAUGAGUUAAUGUAAUGGUGUUCUAUUUUUUAUUAAUUCUUGUCUACAUAUACAUAUAUAUACCGCCA
Mya arenaria is the source of this 1293-nucleotide messenger RNA. RefSeq names its product beta-1,4-N-acetylgalactosaminyltransferase bre-4-like. Gene Ontology annotation, molecular function: N-acetyl-beta-glucosaminyl-derivative 4-beta-N-acetylgalactosaminyltransferase activity. Lineage: Eukaryota; Metazoa; Mollusca; Bivalvia; Myida; Myidae. The record is from RefSeq and is a predicted model, not a curated record. Gene Ontology annotation, biological process: carbohydrate metabolic process; glycosphingolipid biosynthetic process. Bases 1 to 723 code for a protein of 240 amino acids. The transcript is spliced from 6 exons.